UCCACCCUAGAGCACUUUUUCUCCUACACCUACUUCAAUUGUUCCCAUAAGUCCGGUAACAGAGUCAGAAAACUUUCCAACUAAACACCGAUAAGACUUCAUACAACUUCACAAUACUCCAUACUGUAAUCAUCACAACAGCCAAGGCUACCCAAAAGAAGAGAGUGACGGAGCUCCUAUUUGGCUGCCAGCCUUUUACCUUUCUCUUCACCAUUUAAAACCCGAGACUUCCUGCUUUCCUGGGGUCAUGGAGAAAGUCCAAUACCUCACUCGCUCUGCUAUAAGAAGAGCUUCAACCAUUGAAAUGCCUCAACAAGCACGCCAAAAUCUACAGAACCUAUUUAUAAAUUUCUGUCUCAUUUUAAUAUGUCUCUUGUUGAUCUGCAUCAUUGUGAUGCUUCUCUGAAGUUCUGCUGCAAUCUCCAGUGAUGCAACUUAUUACCAUCAGCUUAAAAUCUGUCAUCCCAUGAAGAAGGGGAAAAAGUACUACAUAACAGACCACUUCCUAAGUAGAAGAAUUUCUUUUGAAAAGGUCAAGAUUCAGGACAAAACAAAUUUUUAGCAAAUGUAUUCACCCGUGGGAUCCUGUAAACAUGAAAAGAGCUUUUAUUUUCAAAAAUUCAAAAUGACUGUAAGUGUGCAUAAUGUAACUGUUGAAUUCAGAAACUUAAAGAGCUUGUAAGUUUCUAUCCCACAUCUUCUCUGAGGAUGAAGUAGGUUUAGUUUUGAAAUUGCACUGCUAACCAGUUCAUUUCACAUAUAAAGCAUUAGCUUCACUCUUGGGGGUAAAUAUAACUUAUAUUGUACUGUAAAAGCCUCUGUGAUGUUUAUUAAAUAUUUUUCAGGUCUUCACCAAGUACCAAAAUAGUCAUUCAAAUGAAGAGUCAUCAUUUGAAAUAGUCUACUGAUUUCUCACAUCUGUUAUCUUAUUAUCUUCAGAACUCUUUGUAGUAACUCCCAUAACCUACAUUAUAAAAUAGAAAUUGUAUUAUUCUUUCUCUGUACUACACUAACAUUUUUUAAAGUUUAUGAGAACCAAGUAGGAAAAGUAGAGCCAUACUCUAACAUAAAUAAAAUUUCUCUUAACCAACUUUUUCAAAGAAUUACAGAAUUCUAGUAUAUGAAGACAAACCAGAAAUCCAUUCUCUGUAGUACAUUAUUAUCAGCAGACAAGAACUACUGGUUAACUUAACAGCUGACAGUAUGAUUAGCCAUAAUUACUAAUACACUAAUAAAAGAGAGUCUAACCUAACUUCAGGCACUGUAGUUGAUCAUCUAAGUAUGUAACUUAAUCACACUAUGUCUCUGAAAUUAUGAAAUCUUAAGACUUUAGGAUGAUUUUAUAAAUUGUCUUCUAUUCUUAAGCUCAGCUUCAAUAUAGGCAAGAAGAAGAAUUUAAAAAAAGAAUAAAAGGAAAAUAUAUUCUUUCAAGCAUUAAAAGAAAUAAAAUUUUGGGUUCCCCAAAAUUAAUUCUUUGAUCACGUUUUGACAUGACCUUUUUGUCCUAUAGUUCAUAAUAGAAUAGAACUAUUUUCCUUAACCUGUCAACCAAAUGGUCAAUACCUAUUUGGUAGGCCAUUCUACCAUGCUAAAUUAUAAACCCAGCAAUAUUAAUCUACAUUUUUUUUUUUUUUGGCUGGAUACACGUUCAAUUUCCUCUCUGAUCACUUAAAAAUACCCUCCAACUCAUAACAGAAGUAAAACUUGGUACUGGAAAAUACAUUCAUUAAUUUGUUAAUUUAACUUGAUUCAGUUUAGAAUUAGGCCUAAAGUAGUUUAUACCUAUACUGCAUAAUCUAGUAAUUUUAACUUCAAUUCAAGACAUAUUACAAAUAUAGCAAUACUAAAAGAGUAGAGAACACAUAAUUUACUGUAUGAUUUGCUAAAAUGUGGUUACUAAACGAAUUUGAGAAGUCAGUACUGACCCUGAUUUAUAAUACAAGUGCAACUAACAGAUUAGUCAGGAAGACACUGUUAUAAAUAUUUUCUGGGUACCUGACAAGUACUAGGGAUGGGGGGGCAGUUUUGAUUUACUGAUAUUUGAGGAACAGACAAAAAAGGAUCUCAUACUGACGGGGAGAUUUCAGCAAAGCCUCAUCUAUAGGCUGGAGAUCCCUACUAUCAACUAGGCGGCUUAUAAAUAAUAAGCAAUACAUUUACAUCACUGGUAUAAUUACUUAUAAAAAAGUAAACAAGUUCUAUAAUUAGCUGCACUGAUAUUAAUAUGUGAAAACCUGAAAUGCUAAAUUCUGUUCCUUUCAUUGUAUUGUUCAUUAUUACAACAUCAAUAUCAAACUAAAAAAUGUGAAGUUAUGGAGUAUUUCCCUAAGUAAAAUAGAAAUAAGUUUUUUGUUUUUCUUUUUGACUUUAAGAGAAAUUAAAAACCUUUUUCUUGAGGAUUACUGUAACUCAGAUUAGAAAGUAGAACAAAAAGACCUAUUCUUUAAAUGGAAAUUAUUUAUUCUGUUUAUCAUUAUAUGUAAAGAGUAAGAUAUAAUAAAACAAUGUAUUUAAAAUUUUUAAA
Molecule: messenger RNA, 2524 nt
Organism: Mustela lutreola (European mink)
Lineage: Eukaryota; Metazoa; Chordata; Mammalia; Carnivora; Mustelidae
Gene: PLN
Product: phospholamban
Exons: 2
Coding region: 248-406 (52 amino acids)
Biological process (GO): negative regulation of ATPase-coupled calcium transmembrane transporter activity; negative regulation of calcium ion import into sarcoplasmic reticulum; negative regulation of heart rate
Cellular component (GO): sarcoplasmic reticulum; membrane
Molecular function (GO): ATPase inhibitor activity
Source: RefSeq, a predicted model, not a curated record